UUCCGAAAGGUAAAGUUGAAAAAUAGGCUGAGGAAAAAAGGUGCAAAGAUGAACUAUCUGUAUGGAAUGACAUGAUUUUUGUCGGAGAGCGAUCAUGGCCAGUGAGGCGGAUGCCCAGUAUGAAGCCUCAGACGAGUCCUCGGAGAAUGAACUGCUGGACAAAAGUCUGUCUGUUUGGAAGGGUUGGAAUGUGAAGGAGACCUUUGACCCCAUACCCCUUGACCUCCACACAGCCAGUAGCAUUGGCCAUUAUGAUUGUGUACGGUCAUUUAUUUCAAGGAAGGUGGACCUUGACAAGAAGAACCGUGGUGGAUGGACGCCGCUCAUGUAUGCCUGUUACAUCGGUCAUGACAACAUUGUUAACCUAUUACUGGAUGCUAAUGUGUCCGUCAACAUAAAAAACAGCAAGGGUCAGACACCCCUCAUGUUGGCAUCCAGCUGUGGCAAUGAGAGUGUUGGAUACUUCAUCUGUCAGCAAGGAGCUGAAUUAGAGGCCCGAGAUCAGAAAGGUUGGACUGCCCUUUUUCAUGCAACAUAUGCUGGCCACCAGAACAUGGUACAGACCCUCCUGGAACAGGGCGCAAAUAUUGACGCUAUAGAACCUAGCAUGGGUAUCACACCUUUCAUGGAGGCAGCUGCUGAGGGACACGAAAUCAUAGUUCAAAUCUUCUUACAACAUGGAGUGACAGUUAACAGCAAGGCACAUAAUGGUGAUACGGCACGGUCUCUGGCUCUCAUCUAUGGACACAUUAAAAUUGUGAGCCUCAUAGACAACCACAGUAUGCCAAUCACCUGUCUACGAUCGGAAGCAGGUCUCGAUGCUGACCUCAGCUCAUCAGAUGAGGCAUUUCCUGUACGUCGCUCACAGCAAACUCGUCGAGGGAAGGGAAAAGGAGCGCCCAGUAUACGAGAUGGACCUGAUGCCAUUGCAAGGCUUAUUGACCGUUCUCAUCCAGGGAGUGCAGAAAACUCCCACCCAAAAGUGCCAAAAGGAUACCUGAGUUUUAAACAAAAUGAGGCUGACCCGAGUGAUGCACCAAAACUAUCCUUUCGUGAUGUUACCUCACCAAUUAACCAACAGGAUUACAACAGUGCUCUCGACAGCUCAGGGGGCAAAGAUUCUUGCGUAGAUGAACAUGAAGAUGAUGGUAAUGCUUUCUCCAAGACCGGCGCUCUCACCAUAAAAAGUAGUUCUGGCUCCAGUGGGGGAUUAAUGGCAGCACUGGGUAUAAAUCGUGAAAGUAGUCUGGACAGUGAUGAUUGUCAGCCCCAGGAUAGUAUAACGUCACACUCCGGAAACUCCUCGCUAGAUGGCAGCACAAACAGUCUCAACGGUCCUGCACUCUCGCCGGCCAGCAGUUUUAACAAAGACUUAGUGACUGCCUUGGUUAGUGACGGAGUCAGUGAAACUGCCAGUAUACCGUGUGAUGAGGCGAACCUUCCAGGUGGUAGUGGGAAGGAUUCAGAAGCAGGUCAACUCAACAGUAAAAUAGAUACACCAAGGCCUGUUACAAACUCGCCCCAGCCAACUACAUUUGUGACAAGUAAUUAUUCGUCAAGUUUCACCACAAGGGCAGAAUUGGCUACAAUGAGCUCAAAUUCUCAAACAUCCAUGCCUUGUUUUAAUAUAAAUCAUCAGAACAGUGCCAAUCAUCAGUCUCAGCCGUCCAGUUUCAGCGCUUGUAGUCAACCACAUCCGGUCAGUUUAAACACCCAGCCAAACAAUUUCAGCACACAGCCGUCCAGUUUUAGUACAAAACCGUCCAAUUUUGCACCAAGCAAUCAUUUUGAAUCUAAACCCUGUAACAGUGGUUCUUCCCAGAGUGACCAUCAAUCACACGUCGGAUACAUGUCCUCGCCUCAGGAAUAUGACGUCUGCGUACUACGACUGAUGUCACUCAGGCCAACAACCCUUCCCCAUACUGACAAUAGCUACCCACCACCUAACAUGUUCCCGGGUCUUGGUUCGAACCCUGUCACCUGUGCAGCACAGAUAGGCUACCAGCUGUUUCCUACUCCUUCUAUCAACACAGGUAUUCCCCAGUCUCCCAUGAUGCAACCCAACCAGGGAGUCACUCAGUCUCCCACAAUGCAAUCAAACCAGGGGGUUUCCCAAACUCCCAUGAUGCAACAAAACCAGGGGGUUUCCCCGUCUCCCAUCAUGCAAUCUAAUCCAGCCAUAGUUUCAAACACUGGUAUCCAACAAUCCUCCAUCAUUUCUCCUGGUCCAGCGAUGACGGCGACCAACUCUGGGAUGGUCUCUCAUCCUGCUGUCACCAAUGUUGUCAUGACGGCCAAUCCAAUGAUGAACCACAAUGCAUUGCUGCAAGAUCAGCAAUUUUUCGGACAUCCUAAGGCCGAUGGUCAGCCACAGGACCUGGCUGGACUGCUUGACCAGCUGGGACUGACCAGGUACCUGGCUGUAUUUGAGGAGCAGGAUGUUGACCUUCAGGUCUUUCUCUCCCUGACAGAUGCAGACCUCAAGGAAGUCGGAAUAAAGCUGUUUGGGCCUCGUAAGAAGAUGACCAAUGCGAUCGCCCGAUGGCACAACCGGGGGCCAAUUUGUCAGUCCAGUUUGGAACAGGCGUACGCUGACCGACUGGAUACUGAGAUGCAGGACAUGGGUCUUCAGUUACGCAAGUCAUUUGAGCAAAUUGAAGCUCUGAAGGCUCAGGUUCUACAGGAACAACGAAUCCGUAACGUGACAGAGAGUUGUCUGACGGACAUACAACAGAUCAGCUUUGACACAAGGCAACGAUGUGAGGAGAUGAAAGAGUCAUUAAGGAAACUCAAACAUUUUCAUACAGAGAUAAAGGUGAAAGCUGAUAUGCGGGACGAAAAGCGAAAUCAGCCAAUACCAUCAUCAGACACAAGAAAUUUGAAUGAUCUAGCAAGUGCAAUGAGAGAGGACUUGUCAUUGGAUGACAGGACAAGAGGAUCAGCCAAUGACAAGGCUGGUUCCUCAGCAGAUUUGGCAAUAAAGAAGAUAGAACACUAUAUAAAGGACCUACAGAAAUAUCUUGCCAUGAUUACGAUGAACGCUGACCGACUUCUUACGUGGGGAGCUAAUUCUCAUUCACAGGACUCUGGCUUUUCAUAGCAAAAGUCUUUUAGCUACUAAUGCUAACGUCAUGUUGAGUUAGUAGUAGAAGUUACAGCACUGAGCUUUAAAAUCUCAUAACAGAGAUUUCGGUUCUCAUAAUACAGUGUUGUGGUAAUGCAGGAUUUGAUUUUAAACAGUAUGUAUAAAUUUGCAAUUGGAUACCCAUAGUUUAACAGCUUUUGGGAUUUCUUAAAAAUUGACUGAUUACGAAAUCAAAAUUGUAGACUGAGAUUUAAAGAAUUCCUGCUGCGGUAGGUUUUAACAUGAAGUAUAUGUUGCAUAUUUAAAAUUCACAUAAUCAUACAUAAUGAGAGUACGCAAAUUUUGAUUUUUCAAUUAAUUAUCAUGUUUUAUGCUGUGUUUGUUAUGAGAGGAAUAAUCAAAUGUUUAGUGUCUUAGUUUGUACUAUGGUAAUAUAAUCCUACCAUAAUUUCCUGCAGAUUGCCCACUACACAGUAGUCAAAAGUUUACAAGUCACUUACACAUUGAAAUUAUAUUAUAAGUUAUAUAUAUUGAAUUAAUAGAUUAUCUUUUAAAUUAGUCACAGACAUUUUUGAUAAACUCCCCCGCCCAGCAUUUUUGCUCAUUAGUCUUGGUACAAGCUAACAAAAUACCUAGUAUAUGAUGAUUAGCUUGAAACAUUCGUCUUUGUUUUUCUCUUUCUUUAUUGACAUAUGUCUUCAUAUGUUAGAAGAAAGUAUUUUAUGUAAAUACCAGUUUCAGCAACACAAACUUUCGCAGUAGAAGAGGGGACAUGUGAAAUUUGGUCUUAUUGAUAAAACUUUCACUGUAUGAUGUAGCACAUGUGAAAUUUGGUCUUAGUGAUGAAAACUUUCACAGUAGAAUAUGGGACAUGUAAAACUCAGCCUUAGUGAUAAAAACUUCCACUGUAAGAUGUAGCACAUGUGAAAUUUGGUCUUAAUGAUAAAAACUUUCACUGGUAGGAUGUGGGACAUGUGAAACUUGAUCUCACUAAUACACAGAUUCUCGGAGUAGGUUAAGUUGUUUUAUUGCACACAUAAAACUCAGUAUCAAGGUGUAAACGUACACCAUUGGCACUAGAUGUGAAAUAAAUAUUUCACAUGUGAAACCUAUAUUUUCAUGUGAAAUCUGCCCACUUAAUCACUGUACAAAUACUACUGAACUGUAACUGUAUAGUUAUUGACAGGAAAUGCUGGAAACUGUUUAAUUCUAAAUCACCAAAAAAUUAUUUAUUUUACAACAAUUGUGAAAUACAUGUAAGUUAUUUCAACUUAUAUUAUUCACGCUUGUUGACAAAUGAAAAACCCACGUGGUUGGGCAGGUGACAUCAAACCUUUUCAUGUCCGAUCGGGGAAUCGUACCUGGCCAUCUUUUGUAUAAUUACACAAUAUAUGAUAAUGUAUUGUAUAUGUC
This is a messenger RNA of Pecten maximus, 4498 nucleotides long. RefSeq names its product ankyrin repeat and SAM domain-containing protein 3-like. NCBI's taxonomy places the organism in Eukaryota, Metazoa, Mollusca, Bivalvia, Pectinida, Pectinidae. Gene Ontology annotation, molecular function: protein binding. The record is from RefSeq and is a predicted model, not a curated record. Gene Ontology annotation, cellular component: cilium.